AUGGUGGCAGCUGGGGAGACAGGUGAGCUUGACCAGGGGAACACUGAGACCAUGAGUGAGAAGUAUGCCCCACUGGCUGACAUCCUGAGAGGCUGCGGCUACGACGUGACAGUUGACAUGCUCAUCAUGGGACCGCUCGGAGCCUGGGACCCCAGCAACAAGAGCGUCCUGCAUGCCUGCAUCUCCCGCUGCUAUGCCAAGCUGAUGCACUGCCUCAUGCUGCGCCUGCCCGACCCGCUGCCCCGCCUGCCCGGCCCCGUCCGCGCCGCCAGCCCCCACAGGUUCCGCUACUACCAAAACGUUUGCACUCAGAGCUACUCGUACGUGUGGUGGGACUGGGCUCGCUGGGAGAAGGAGAUUGACUGGAUGGCACUUAGUGGCAUCAACCUGGCACUGGCAUUCACCGGGCAGGAGGCUAUUUGGCAGAGGGUGUACCUGUCCUUGGGCCUGAACCAGUCAGAGAUAGAUGAGUACUUCACCGGGCCAGCCUUCCUGGCAUGGAACCGCAUGGGGAACCUGCACAAAUGGGCAGGGCCGUUGCCUCAUGCCUGGAACCUAAAGCAGCUCUACUUGCAGUACAGGAUCCUAGAGAGGAUGCGAUCAUUGGGGAUGAUCCCAGUGCUGCCAGCCUUUGCGGGGCAUGUGCCCCAGGGCAUCUUGAGGGUUUUCCCUCGAGUAAAUGUCACUAGGCUUGGCAGCUGGGGCAACUUUGACUGCUCGUACUCGUGCUCCUACCUCCUGGACCCCCAGGACCCCAUGUUCCAAGUGAUUGGGACCCUCUUCUUGAAGGAGAUGAUCAAGGAAUUUGGCACAGAUCACAUCUACAGUGCUGACACCUUCAACGAGAUGAGGCCCCUUUCCUCUGACCCUGCCUACCUGUCGGGGGUUAGCGCUGCUGUCUUCCNGUGUCUGUCCCCAGCUGACCCUCGUGCCCUGUGGCUCAUGCAGGGCUGGCUGUUCCACCACCAGCCAGAUUUUUGGCAGCCAGCACAGGUACGGGCACUGCUGCAGGGUGUGCCCCAGGGUCGCAUGAUUGUGUUGGACCUUGUCGCUGAGUCGGCGCCUGUGUACCUGUGGACAGAGUCCUUCUAUGGGCAGCCCUUCAUCUGGUGCAUGCUUCACAACUUUGGUGGCAACCAUGGCCUCUUUGGUGCAGUGGAGAGCAUCAACCAUGGCCCUUUCGAUGCCCGGCACUUCCCUAACUCCACCAUGGUGGGCACUGGCCUGACUCCAGAGGGUAUCGAGCAGAAUGACGUGAUGUACGAGCUGAUGAAUGAGCUGGGCUGGCGCUGGGAGCUGCUCGACCUCCCGCUGUGGAUCGCGAACUAUGCUGAGCGGCGCUACGGUGCCAAGAAUGCAGGGGCCAUUGGCGCCUGGCAGCUGCUUCUACGCAGUGUCUACAACUGCUCAGGGCCCUGUGUGAACCACAACCAUAGUCCCCUGGUGCACCGCCCAUCCCUGCGCAUGAACACAGAGCUCUGGUACAACAAGAGUGACGUCUAUGAGGCCUGGCACCUGCUGGUGGGUGCUGCAGACGAGCUGGGUGCCAGCCCCCUUUUCCGCUAUGACCUGGUGGAUGUGACCCGCCAGGCCAUGCAGCAGUUGGUGGGUGAUUACUACCUGGAGAUCAAGCAGGCCUUCCAAAGCCACUCGCUGCCAGACCUGCUCACUGCUGGAGGUGUGCUGGUCUAUGACCUGCUUCCGGAGUUGGACAGCCUCCUGUCCAGCGACAGCCACUUCCUGUUGGGCCGCUGGCUGGAGGAGGCUCAGGCUAUGGCCACCAGUGACAAGGAAGCUGAGUUGUAUGACCUGAAUGCCCGCAACCAACUGACACUGUGGGGGCCCACUGGCAAUAUCCUGGACUAUGCCAACAAGGAGUUUGGGGGGCUGGUGCUGGAUUACUAUGGUGUGCGCUGGAGCCUCUUUGUCUCAGCCCUGGUGGAGAGCCUCAACACUGGCACUCCCUUCCACCAAGACCAGUUCAACCAGGCCGUCUUCCAGGUGGAGAGGGGCUUCAUCUACAAUGGGAAGCGCUAUUCCUCCAAGCCAGUUGGUGACACACUUGAGAUCGUCCGGAAGAUCUUCCUCAAAUACUACCCUGGCGCCAUGCAGAGGAUCCGCGUGGGUGCUGCAUAAAGGGGCCCUGUGUCAGAGGUGCCUGCCUGCGGGGCCAGCCUGGGCCAUGGGGGAAGCAGGGAGAGGGGGCAUCCAUGCAGGUCACAGGCCUCUGCCUCUGCCUGGUCUCUUGCAUCCCAGAGAUGCAGGAAUGAAGGCCCAAGGUCUCCCUCACCCUCAGCCCCUGCCAAGGCUUGGAUGAAGGCCAGGAGCCUGAAGGGAGAGGCCAAGCAAGGGGCUCACAUUGCAUGUGCAGACUUCUCCCUGUGGGCAGGGAUGGAACCAGGAGGCAGCAGUGCUGGGCUGGGAGCCCCUGCCCAUCCCUGCCAUGCAGCUGAUGGUGAAAGUUGCUCCUAGGCGAUGUACUGCAACAUCUGAUUCUGCACUGGCCCCCAGGGAGCUGGCUACUUCGAUGGGGCCAGUCCCUGGUAUCCAGUUGCAGUGUUUCAGGGAGGUGGGUAGAAGGGAGAUUGUGGCUGGGUCGGGGCAAUAUGGGGGAUUCUGAGUCAGGCAUGCAGACUGCCGUGCAUGGCAGGGGGCUCUCUCUUCCCUGAGAAAACUGCCUGCUGGAUGGGUGGGGGUGAGGGGUGCACAGGAGAGGUGGGAUUGUACAUGCUGUGGCUUCUUUAACUACCACAGGGCCAAGCGAAUAUGGGCAGGGCCCUCCCUGCAGGCAAAGCCUGCUGUACAGGAAGCACUUUGCCUGCCACUGCCAGCUGCUCCUUAUUUGCAAACAAGAGGGGAGGUUCUUCCUGGAGGUCCUGGGAAAUAAUUGCUUUGGAGCUGAGCAGGUGGCAGCAUGGGAACCCAGCUGAGGCCAGAGGGGCAGAUCUCUCAGCCUUAGCAGUGGGGAGAGACUGGCAGGGCUGGUCUUAGCGUAAGUCUGCUCUGAAAUGCGCCUGGCUUUUCUGGGGGCCAUGGCAGGGACACAGCACUGCUUGACUCCCAGGGUUUCCUGCAGCUCUCACCCUCUGCCCAGGCCAAUGCACCUUCAUGUUGACUGCCUCCACCAGCAGUCCCUAGCUUGCAGAGGUCACCUCCUGCAGCCCCGAGCCUCUGCUAGGCCCAGGGCUGUCCCUUCUCCCCUCCCUGCAUACCUGAGCAGUGGCAGAGCCAUGGUGGGACAGCUGGCUGUCUGUACAGGGCUCUCCCCAUUGCUGCUGGCCCUACCCUGGGCUUGCAUUGCCCUGGCCAGGCUGCCAUGAUUACCUCCCCUCUCUGUGCCAACCCACUUCACAGGACUCAGUGCCUUCAAAUUAAAGCAAAGGGACACUUUACAAAUAUUUUUUUACUGGGAUAGUAUUUUUAUACACUGAAGAACCGCUCCCAACACCUCUCCACCUUAAGGUUCCCCCAGGCCUUGCCCCUCAUGGACCAGCUUGAGAUGCCAUUGAGCUCAUGCUCUCUCUGCUGACUGGUUGCUCUCCUGUCUGCCAGAGCAAACCUUGCUGAGGGCUGGGGCUGCAGGGGGGUGGGGGGCAUGUUAGCCUAACAUUUAUUAUACAGCUGUAUAAAAGUGCUUGGAACUGGCAGCACUUUCCUGAGGUCUUCCUUAAUGUGCCUGAAGAACAUAAUGAUUAAAGGCCUGGAAUCUGA
Alligator sinensis (Chinese alligator) is the source of this 3711-nucleotide messenger RNA. RefSeq names its product N-acetyl-alpha-glucosaminidase (gene NAGLU). The transcript has 8 exons. Bases 1 to 2136 code for a protein of 711 amino acids. The record is from RefSeq and is a predicted model, not a curated record. NCBI's taxonomy places the organism in Eukaryota, Metazoa, Chordata, Crocodylia, Alligatoridae.